AAUAUCAAAUACGUUCAUUACGUCCACCGCACCUUAUUAGAGCGUCCAUUUUAUAAAGACCUCUCCAACCAAACACUUAGUACAAAACUUGAGGUUUAUAACCCCGGUGGUUUUAUCACCUUAUCGAAAAUCAUCAGUGAUAAGAAUUUUCAGAAUUUGAUAUCGAAGCCACAAUACUAGGCAAUGAGCAUACCUAUAUUUUAGUUUUAAUUCAGUGUUGUUCGUGAAUUUUAAAUUUGUUAAAAUGCGUGAAAUCGUGCACGUUCAAGCCGGCCAGUGCGGUAAUCAAAUCGGAUCUAAAUUUUGGGAAGUCAUCUCCCGUGAACAUGCAAUUGGUCCAGAUGGAAUGUACCAUGGGACACAUCACAUUCUCAAAGACCGUCUGAAUGUAUACUACAAUGAGGCAUCAAGUGGCAAGUACGUCCCUCGCGCUGUGCUGGUUGACCUGGAGCCAGGUACCAUGGACUCUGUCCGUUCCGGGCCUUAUGGACAGCUAUUCAGACCAGACAACUUUGUCUUUGGGCAGAGUGGGGCAGGUAACAACUGGGCCAAAGGACAUUAUACAGAAGGCGCUGAAUUGGUUGAUUCUGUGCUUGAUGUCAUCAGGAAGGAAGCUGAAGGAUGCGACUGCCUCCAAGGUUUCCAGCUCGCCCACUCCUUGGGUGGAGGAACUGGGUCUGGUAUGGGAACUCUACUCCUCAGCAAGAUACGAGAGGAGUUUCCUGAUAGGAUCAUGACCACUUUCAGUGUUGUACCAUCACCAAAAGUAUCAGAAGUUGUUCUGGAGCCAUACAAUGCGACUCUGUCCGUUCACCAAUUGGUGGAGAACACUGAUAUGACGUUCUGUAUUGACAAUGAAGCCCUCUACAACAUCUGCUUCAAGACUUUGAGGUUAAGCAGCCCGACAUAUGGAGAUCUCAAUCAUUUGAUAUCGUACACAAUGGCGGGUGUGACUACAAGCCUUCGUUUCCCGGGUCAAUUGAACGCUGAUUUGCGCAAAUUGGCUGUCAACAUGGUUCCUUUCCCGCGACUACAUUUCUUCAUGCCGGGCUUCGCACCCCUCACGGCGAGGAAUUCAUUUAACUUCAGAGCGCAGAACGUUGCGGAACUACUGUCGCAGAUGUUCAACCCGGGUAAUAUGAUGACAGCGUGUGAUCCUCGUCACGGUCGUUAUUUGACAGUGGCCACCAUGUUCAGAGGUAUCAUGUCCAUGAGGGAAGUGGAUGAACAGAUUCUGGCCAUUCAGAACAAGAACUCCAGUUACUUCGUGGAAUGGAUUCCCAACAAUAUGAAAGUAUCAGUUUGUGACGUACCACCAGAGGGAUUAAAGAUGGCCGCCACCUUCAUAGGUAACACUACAGCCAUUCAAGAGGUAUUCAAGCGAAUCUUGGAACAGUUCACUGCUAUGUUCAGAAGACGGGCCUUCCUCCAUUGGUACACGGGCGAGGGUAUGGACGAGAUGGAGUUCACUGAGGCAUCCAGCAACAUGUUCGAUUUAAUAUCAGAAUAUCAGCAGUACCAGGUCGCUGAAAUAGAUGAUGAGGAAUUGGAGUUGGAAGACGAAGAAAUCGAAACCGGCAUACCGGUCCAGUUGGAUCAUUAAUCAUAAGCCAUUAUUAUUAUUAAUAUGUAUGAAAGCGUAUAUGUUAAAAUAUAUAUGCUUGCUUCAGUAAGAGCACGAAAAUAAAAAUGCUUUUAUGAUCACAUUUUUUUGAACCGUGUAACGGAACGUUUUUUGGUAUUGAUUUAAGAAUUGUUAUCUGGGUUUUAACCCUGUACACUGUUUUUCCUCGCAAAAAAAAUGUUGAUUUGUGUUUUCAUAAUUAAUUGGUUUUGACUA
Pieris rapae (cabbage white) is the source of this 1840-nucleotide messenger RNA. RefSeq names its product tubulin beta chain. Gene Ontology annotation, biological process: microtubule cytoskeleton organization; mitotic cell cycle. The coding region runs from base 245 to 1603 and encodes 452 amino acids. The transcript is spliced from 12 exons. The record is from RefSeq and is a predicted model, not a curated record. Gene Ontology annotation, molecular function: structural constituent of cytoskeleton; GTP binding; GTPase activity. Lineage: Eukaryota; Metazoa; Arthropoda; Insecta; Lepidoptera; Pieridae. Gene Ontology annotation, cellular component: microtubule; cytoplasm.